This is a messenger RNA of Nematocida homosporus, 423 nucleotides long. RefSeq lists its product as uncharacterized. Lineage: Eukaryota; Fungi; Microsporidia. The record is from RefSeq and is a predicted model, not a curated record. The transcript has a single exon. The coding region runs from base 1 to 423 and encodes 140 amino acids.
AUGCCCAAAGAAAUCACAUCCGAUAGCGCAAACACAUCAUCAUCCGCGGUAAUGACGCCAGAACAGACUGCAACCUCUGACUCAAUUGCCGACAAAACAUCCUCAAUGUUCCUGCGAGCCAAGAACUUUGUUCUGAGCACCAGCGAAUCCGUAAGAGAAACCUUCUACAAGACCGUUGAUCAAAUUGACAAGAAGCAAGAAGAGUCCUCCAACGACUCAUCCAAGGACGUGUCUAAGAGUUCUUCCAAUGACCCAUCAUCUUCUAAAGACUCAUCCAAGAAGAGUUCUUCUUCCAACGAUUCGUCUAAGAAUUCAUCUUCAUUAAGCGACUCCUCCAAGAAGAGUUCUUCUAAGAGCUCAUCUAAACCAUCCGACUCUUCAUCUAACUCCAAAUUCAACUCUUCAAGUCGCAAGGAACAAUAA